This is a messenger RNA of Drosophila grimshawi, 5097 nucleotides long. RefSeq names its product homeotic protein spalt-major. Gene Ontology annotation, cellular component: nucleus. Gene Ontology annotation, biological process: regulation of transcription by RNA polymerase II. The transcript is spliced from 4 exons. Gene Ontology annotation, molecular function: DNA-binding transcription factor activity, RNA polymerase II-specific; RNA polymerase II cis-regulatory region sequence-specific DNA binding. Bases 145 to 4830 code for a protein of 1561 amino acids. The record is from RefSeq and is a predicted model, not a curated record. NCBI's taxonomy places the organism in Eukaryota, Metazoa, Arthropoda, Insecta, Diptera, Drosophilidae.
CCAUACACACACCCACACACACCUACACACACACGCACACACCCACGCAUAAAUAAUGUUCAGUUUGUGCUAAAAUAAAAAUCGGAAAAUCGGAAAAUCGAGAAAACAAAUCGAAAUACAAAAAGAAAAAGUUCUCCAUUCUUGAUGAAAAAUCACUUGCAAAACGUUCUGUGUGCAAUGCGUAGUGACUUCAAGGAUAAUCACCAGGAGACCAUAAAUAAAAUGAUACAAUUUGGUACCGUUAAAUAUGGCAUUGUCAAACAGCUGAAGGAUCGCGCCAGAAGCGCCGAGAAAGACAUCGCAAGUGAUCAGGAAGAUAAUGGCGCCUGCUCGCCGCUGACAACGGCGACACCGGCCAGCGCCAGUGCCGGGAAUAGUCCCUGCCCCAGCCGCAGUCCGCGGCGCCACAGCGACGACGACGACGAGGUGGCUGGCGAAAGGGAGCUUCCACAAGUGGCAGAUAGCAAAGAGGAUAAACAGGAUAAGCUGGAUAAGCUGGAUAAGCUUAAGGAGAGUGUGGAGCAAAUUGAGAAUCAAACAGAUGCGAUCAUCGAGGAUCACAAUCACAAUAACAGCAGCAACCACAACAACAACAACGAUAGCGAUAACGAUAACGAUACCGAUAACGUUGACGAUAACGAUAACAACAAAGUCAAGGUCAUGACAAAGCCGCCCGAGGAACACGAGACGAACGCGAACGCGAACUCAAACUCAUCGUUGCCCAAUUCACCCACCGCUGCCACAUCCAGCAUGGAGGAGCCACAAAAGCAACUGGAUGUGGAUGUUGAGAUGCCGCAGGCGGAGCACGAGAAGAGCCCUGCGACGCCGCCGGUCAGCAAUGCAACGGCAACAGCAGCAGCAACAGCAACGGCAGCAGCAGCAGCAGCAGCAGCAGCCCAACAAUUUGGGGCAACACCCGUCACCCUGGAGGCGAUACAAAACAUGCAGAUGGCAAUCGCACAGUUUGCGGCCAAGACAAUUGCGAAUGGCGCCUCCGGUGCGGACAAUGAGGCGGCCAUGAAGCAGCUGGCCUUCCUCCAGCAGACGCUCUUCAAUCUGCAGCAGCAGCAACUCUUUCAGAUUCAGCUCAUCCAGCAGCUGCAAUCGCAGCUGGCCCUCAAUCAGGUCAAGCAGAGCAACGAGGACGAUGCCGACGAGGAUGUGGAGCCCGAGGAGCGAGAGGAUGGCGAAACGGAUACCUAUGAGGAGGAGGAACGCAUUGCCGAUAUGGAGUUGCGACUGAAGGCCGAGGCUCGCAUGGCCGAGUCCAAGGCACGCCAGCAUCUCAUCAAUGCCGGAGUUCCGCUGCGUGAACGUUCCCGUUCCCGUUCCGCCUCCCCCUCACCCAGCCCCUCGGCGGCAGCGUCGCCGGCUGUCUCGCUGAAGCGCAAGCGGAGCGAUGAUGUCGGCGCCAAGUCUGGUGGUGGUGGUGGUGGUAAGGCCUUUGGCCAGCCGCAGGAGAGCGCACAGGAUGCGCUGUCCAAGCUCAAGGAGAUGGAGAAUAUGCCGUUGCCAUUUGGCAACGAUUUGGCCUCCAGCAUCAUAACGAAUCACGAUGAUCUGCCGGAACCGAACUCGUUGGAUCUGUUACAGAAACGGGCACAGGAAGUGCUCGACUCGGCCUCGCAAGGCAUCCUGGCCAACAACAUGGCCGAUGACUUUGCGUUCGGGGACAAGUGCGGCGAGGGCAAGGGUCGCAACGAGCCCUUCUUCAAGCAUCGCUGCCGGUACUGCGGCAAGGUCUUUGGCUCCGAUUCGGCGCUACAGAUCCACAUACGAUCUCAUACGGGCGAGCGGCCCUUCAAGUGCAACGUCUGCGGCAGUCGGUUCACCACCAAGGGCAACCUCAAGGUGCACUUCCAGCGGCAUGCCCAGAAGUUUCCGCAUGUGCCGAUGAAUGCGACACCGAUACCCGAGCACAUGGACAAGUUCCAUCCGCCGCUGUUGGAUCAAAUGUCCCCGGACAGUUCACCCACACAAUCGCCAGCGCCGGCAUCCGGUCAGGCGUCGGCCAGCUCAACGUCCGCUCAUCCACCAGCGAUGUCUUUCCCCGGCCUGCAGGGCCUCUAUCGUCCGCCCAUGGAGCUGCUGAAGUCCCUGGGUGCGGCGGCUGGCAGUACGGCCGGACUGCCGCAUCCCUUCUUCCCCCAGAUGCCGGGACUGGGUGCGGCUCUCAAACACAGCCAACAACAGCAGCAGCAGCAGCAGCAGCAUCAGCAGCAGCAACAGCAGCAGGUUAGUCAGGAAAUGCCCACAGAUUUGCGCAAAUCGUCUGGUCCCAGUUCACCGCACGACGAGGAAGACGAUGAUGAUGAUGACAUGACUGCAGUGCGGUUGCCUGUCAAAGCGGAACUGCUCGAGGAGGAGAAGACGGAGCCGGAGACGGCAGCAACGUCCGCCGAGUGUGCCGACAUGGAACCAGAGCCAGAGCCACUGCCACUGGAGGUGCGCAUCAAGGAGGAGCGCGUCGAUGAGCUCGAGGAGCAGGAGGAGGAGCAGCAGCAGCGAGAGCAGCAGCAGCAGCACCAGGAAACACCUUCCCAUCGCACACCAGCUGCCUCGCCGACGGACCCCGUGUCUGAGACGCCGCCACUGAUGCAGCGACAUCAUCACCAGCAUCAUCAUCAGCAUCAGCAUCAUCAGCAGCAUCAUCAUCAUCAUCAUCAUCCCUCCCAGCAGCACCACCAUAUGCCCGGCUAUCCACCGGUGGUGCAACCGAUUCAACCACCAGCAAUAAUGCACGCCCAGUGCUCGCCCGGCUCCCAUUCGCAUCUAGAUCAGCUGCCGACACCGGGCCAAUUGCCGCCAACGAUGCCACAUCGUGAGGAUUUCUUUGCCGAACGAUUCCCCCUCAAUUUCACCACAAAGACACUCUCCCCCGAGCACCACUCGCCCAUUCGGUCGCCAGCUGGCCAUGCUCAUGCCCACAUUCCGCGUUCGCCGUUCUUCAAUCCGAUCAAGCAUGAGAUGGCGGCGCUGUUGCCACGCCCACAUAGCAAUGACAACUCGUGGGAGAACUUCAUUGAGGUGUCGAACACGUCGGAGACGAUGAAGCUCAAGGAGCUGAUGAAGAACAAGAAGAUCAGUGAUCCCAACCAGUGUGUCGUCUGCGAUCGCGUCCUCUCCUGCAAGAGCGCCCUGCAGAUGCACUAUCGCACCCAUACCGGCGAGAGACCCUUCAAGUGUCGGAUCUGUGGACGCGCCUUCACCACCAAGGGUAAUCUGAAGACGCACAUGGCUGUGCACAAGAUUCGUCCGCCGAUGCGCAAUUUCCAUCAGUGUCCCGUCUGCCACAAGAAGUACUCCAAUGCGCUGGUCCUCCAGCAGCACAUCCGACUGCACACGGGCGAGCCAACGGAUCUGACGCCCGAGCAGAUUCAGGCGGCCGAGAUUCGUGAUCCGCCGCCCUCAAUGAUGCCCGGUCACUUUAUGAAUCCCUUUGCAGCGGCUGCUUUUCACUUUGGUGCCAUGCCUGGCGGUGGUCCGGGCAGUCAUAAUCCGGGUGCGGGUGCAGCUGGCAUGUCGGGUGCUCCACACAAUGGCGCCUUGGGUUCGGAGUCGUCGCAGGGUGAUCUCGACGACAACAUGGACUGUGGCGAUGGCGAUGACUUCGACGAUGCCUCCUCGGAGCAUCUCUCCAACGAUCCAGCGAUGGGCGAUGAACGUCCGCGCUCCGGCGAUGACUUCAAGUCGCUGCUCUUCGAGCAGAAGCUGCGCAUCGAUGCCACCGGUGUGGUCAACAUCAAUAGUCAUCAUCCGCACUCACAUCAUCAGCAUUCGCGUCCUCGAUCCGCUGCCAGCAAUGCCAAUUCGAUUGGCUCCGCUUCCGCUUCCCCCUCCGCACCCGCCAGUCCCAGUUCGCAGCCGAAGCCGAGCUGUUCGCCGGUUCGAUCCGUCUCGGAGGCAUCGCAGGGCGCACUCGACUUGACGCCACGUGCCGUUGCUCCUGCCCCGUCGCAGCCACUUGCCUCCACGUCACGCUCCCCGCCCCCGCCCAAGGAGAAGACAGUGAGUCCGCUGAGCCAGCAGUCCACACCUGCUCGCAGUCCCAAUGCUUCUGUCUCCGCCUCCGCGUCUGCCUCCGUCUCUGCCUCGCAGCUGCUUUCCUCGCAACUGGCACCGUCUGUGGGCAUUGAUUGCCUGCCGCCCGGCUUGCAGCAUCAUCUGCAGCAGCAGCAUCAGCAUCUGAUGCAGCAACAGGCGGCGGUGGCAGCAGCAGCGGCUGCCCAGCAUCAUCACCAUCAGAUGCAGCAACAUGCCGCCGCCCUGCAUCAGCAUCAGGAGCAACUGCGUCGCGAGGCACAGGAAGUGCAACAAAAAGCGGCAGCUGCUGCGGCAGCGGCUGCGGCUGCUGCCCAGCGUCAGACAUCGCCACAGCCGCCGACACGAGCCGGUGAAUCACCCGGCGGUCCACCCGGUGGUGGUCAGCCCAAUCCGUUGAUCGGUGCCCGACCGCCUUUCGGCAUGUUCCCCAAUCUGCCCAUCUUCCCGCCGGCCACCACCCAGAAUAUGUGCAAUGCCAUGAAUCAGAUUGCCCAAUCCGUGAUGCCAGCGGCACCAUUCAAUCCGCUGGCAUUGAGUGGGGUGCGGGGCAGCACCACCUGCGGCAUCUGCUACAAGACAUUCCCCUGCCACUCGGCGCUCGAGAUUCACUACAGGAGCCACACCAAGGAGCGGCCCUUCAAGUGCAACAUCUGCGAUCGCGGCUUCACAACUAAGGGCAACCUCAAGCAGCACAUGCUGACACACAAGAUCCGCGACAUGGAGCAGGAGACCUUCAGGAAUCGAGCUGUGAAGUAUAUGAACGAGUGGAGCGAUGAACGCGAAUAAUUAACUAGUUAGUUAUCGAUGAUGAAGAAGAACAAUCCAAAUAUGUAUCAGUUAUUGGCCGUGACAAUAGACUCUCGCAACAACCAAUAUGAUCUCAUGCAGUGUUGUGAAGAGCAGCAAAAAGAGUGUCGACAACGCUGCGCUGGAAGCUGGAAGCCGAACCCGAAGCCGCCUCACACACAAGGUAGUUCAAGAGCAAAAGUACGAAAACCCAUCAAAAAAACAAACCAUAAGAAUCAUUAAAAAAAAAAAAAUACUAAACAUCGC